Messenger RNA from Saprolegnia parasitica CBS 223.65, 1676 nucleotides. RefSeq lists its product as hypothetical. Gene Ontology annotation, cellular component: cytoplasm. The transcript has 9 exons. NCBI's taxonomy places the organism in Eukaryota, Oomycota, Saprolegniomycetes, Saprolegniales, Saprolegniaceae. Bases 16 to 1629 code for a protein of 537 amino acids. The record is from RefSeq and is a predicted model, not a curated record.
CGGAAGCGCCGCGCCAUGGAUCCGGCGCUCAUGGAGCAGUAUGCGAACUACCUCGACGAGAUGGAGCGAUCCGACCCGAAGGCGUACAAGGCCUUCAUGCAGGAGAUGCAAUCCAAGGUCACGGCAGGCGGCGACGGCCUCUCGAUGGAAGCCCUACAGGCAGCCAUGGCCACGGCGCCAGCGUCCAAUGGAGCUACCGACGAUCUUCGGUUUCCUGGCAACAAGGUCAUGCAGUCGCAAGGCCUCGCCGAGCAGAAGGAAGGGAUGUACGUCGACGUCGAGCCCGGCUUUGUCAUGAAGACCAAGGAGCUAGCGUCCAAGACCAAGCUCUUUGUCAACUUUUGCACAUGCGAACACAUCAAGAUCUGGUCCAAGCAAAAGAAGCUCGACGAGAAGGGCGAGGAGCAAGAAGGGAUCCACGUGCCAUUGAGCCUCGGGCCUCCGCACGAGGUCUUGGACCAUGCCAAGAAGACAUGCUUGGCCAUUGACGUGGCCGUGAACCCGCAGGUUGUGCUCGACGCGGACGCGGACAGCACGGGCACGUUUCGCAACUUUCUGUGCGAACUUGCGAUUCAGUACAUUGAAGAAAAGUACAAGUUCCAAGUCGACCCGCAGUACAAGCUACCAAAGCUCUCGUACCGGGGCGAGCUGCCACCCGCCAAGCACUACAUCCGCAAAGCCCAGGCUCCGACGAUCGAAGAGGUCGAUCGAUCCGUCCAACCCGCGCCACCUGCCGCGCCAAUUGUGCUCCAGCCGCUCGCGGGCACCUUGAUGGAGUCUGUGGCAUCGAACGAAUGGCGUAUCUGCGCGCAAGUGCCGGCGUGCGAGGGGGGUCCAGCUUUGUCCAGGGCGCACCUGGCCAGCGCACCGCGCCACCUCCAAAUGCGCUUCGAGUUCCCAUCGACCGUGACCAACCCGGACGCGAUUCAAAUCCACGCCCGCGCCGAGUACCUCGUGGUGCAGGUGCCUGGCUACGUCGACCAUGCCACGUACUUGCCGUACCCGAUCGAUGCGAGUGGGGUUGCGGCAGACUAUGCUGCAGCCAACCAAGCGCUCACGAUUACCAUGGCUGUGGACGCGACGUUUCACGACCAGCAGCUCGCUCCAGAUGCGGGAUCCGCGCCGUGGAUGCUUUCGCAGGCACUUGAUGAUGGCAGUGACAACACCAAGGUGUCCAGCAAGGAACCGUCGCUCACGGAUAAGUUUCAACUUCAACCAGCAGCGCCGCCAAUGGCUGUCGAGAGUCCGAUCCAAGAAGAAGACGAGCUACCGGAAGACCGAUUCCACCGCAAGGACAUGUUGUCGAUGCACAUUUUAGACCAGCGCAAGGCCGAUCGGGCCGAGAAGGCGAAAAAGUCCGAGGACGAGCGCAAAGCACGCAAGGCUGAGAACGACGCCAAGGUUGCAGCAGCCAAGGCGGCCGGCAAGACGUGGCGAGAAAUGUACCCCAACGAGCCCGAGACGACGUUUGUCGACCUCGGCGAGAUGCUGCAGAAGGAGGCAGCGACGGUCGUGCUCGAGCCCCAAGCGAUGCCAGAGUCGGAGAUCGCCAAGGCUGUCAAGACCGAGUGGACUGGCGCGACCAAGAUGGAGUUUGCGAGCAGUCUGGCGUUCGAGUUGCUGGAUUGACAAAGGAACCAUCAUCGAUAACGCUGUUGUUGUUGUUUAGACUACUG